AUGGUGUCGCUCGCGGCGGACGCGAGUUUACUCGUGGUGCUGAAGCAGUUCAAGAAUCUUGUCUCCCGGCUUCUGGAGGGUGGGGAACGGGGCAGCGAGCAGCGACUCGAUCUGAGUGACGAGCAGGAUUGUGUGGCGUUAUCGGACAUGCUGGAGCUUUUGAAGCUGUUUGCGUCGGAGCCGAAGCGAAUAGGCUCGUCCUCAUCAUCUUCGUCCUCUUCCAGCAGAAAGAACAACACCAGCAGUAUUAAUUCUGGAGUAGAUAAACACGCCUACGCGAAGACGAUAUUCUACGAGUCUGAGGAGGCGAAACUGUUUCUCAAGCUCCUGGUUUCUGCAAGCACGAAUCAGGACGACUCGGGGACGACCAAUUUGAACGACCUGCUAUACAUUCGCGCGGACGUGUUUGCUCUGCUCGCGGUGCUCCACGAGUUUUUCCCGCGCCACCUGGAGGAAUCCCUGUUGCAAACUCCCUUGGUGUUUCAGGUCCUCCUGGAAACCCUGCAUCAGUCGAGCGCCUUCGUGCGCAACGAGUGCCUGAACUUUGUGAUUUCCUUACUCGAAGGCGACGAGAUGCUGCGCAUCACAAGGGGCACGAACCAGCAGAGCAGCAUGGUGGCGAACAUUUUAAUUAUGCAGGGGUUGUUUGAGUUCCUUCUGGGCGGCAGUGCAGGGAACCUCGGGCAACGACAAAUCCCGGACCUACAAGGGGGUUUUGACGAGGAGUUUCAACAGGACCACAGUGAUGACUCCGAGCCGCUUCUGUCCAUCGAAGCGUUGGAAGAGGCCAUGGCUGCGAGCGGCAAGUUGCAUCAGAGCGCCGCCCCGAUCCGCAUCUUGAUUCUCCUGCUCCAGACGGAACGGGGCUGCAAGUACCUCCGGGAAGCAGAUUUAGUGUCGCGACUGUGGAGCCUGUUCGGCCAGCACUUCCAGGCACAUUUGAAAGCUGUUUUUGAGGAGGAACUGAUGAACAGCUCGACGUCAGUAUCAAAUGGGACGUCAUCUGCGGGAAUGUACGGCGAGUCAACUAUGCACCGUCGCGAACGGUUCGCCGAGAACGUCUUGCAGCAAGGACUUGAGGCUUUGCAGCAGGAGUCUAGUUCUUGUGUUGGCCAGCACAGCAGGUCCGCUACUGCUGGGG
Messenger RNA from Amoebophrya sp. A120, 1141 nucleotides. The record is from the annotation of a GenBank genome assembly. Lineage: Eukaryota; Dinophyceae; Syndiniales; Amoebophryaceae.